CUCCCUAUCAAAGAUACAACGGACCCCUUCCAGCACAUUUCCACUGACUGGUUGGACUCAGCCUUGACUAUUUCAUCAUUUCAAAGUCCCUGGACAUUUCCUAGCUACUUGGGAAUUCCAGUGCAUCCAUCUCCUGUUCUAUUAUGCCUCGUGGGUCUCGGAAUAGAGCUCCCGGUGCUCUCAGUUCAGAAGCAUCUUUGAAUGCCAAACAUAGCUCGUCACCGGUCUCGAGAGGAGGUGCUCAGAAAAGAAACAUUGAUGGGGCUGAAGGGCUUUCUCCCCGGAGGUCAAAACGUGUCAAAGGGAAAGAAGAGCAUAUCCCUCAUGAAGAUGAAACCGAUAUCAAGAUAGAGGAAGAUAUCGAGAUAAACACUAGAAAACACACCUCUCUGGCUUCCAAGGCCAGUCAAAAGAGACCGUCGGUCAAGCAGGAGGAAGAAGAGGAGGAAUUUGAGUUGAAGCAAGAGGACGGCCAGGCAGCGAAAGCAUCUGUGACUGAGAAGACGACAAGAAAGAGGAAGUCGAAAGAGGAAGCUAAAGCAGAGACAAUGCCCUUGGCAGCUCGAACACAAGGGCUCCGAAUGUUUGUAGGAGCCCAUGUCAGUGCAGCAAAAGGCGUUUUUAACGCUGUCAGCAACAGCACUCACAUAGGUGGCAAUGCCUUUGCCCUGUUCUUGAAGUCUCAGCGGAAAUGGGACAAUCCUCCGCUGCAGGAUGACCAUCGAGAUCAGUUUCGACGUUUCUGUCAUGAACAGAACUAUGAUGCAUCAAAAUAUGUCCUUCCCCAUGGCUCAUACCUCGUCAACUUAGCACAAGAAGACAAAGCCAAGGCCAAGCAGGCCUACGACUCUUUCUUAGAUGAUCUACGUCGCUGCGAGUCUCUCGGUAUAACUCUUUAUAAUUUCCACCCCGGAAGUGCAAACCAAAGCAGUCUCCCCGACGCUCUCGCCCGUCUCGCAAAAGCCUUGACCAAUGCCCUUUCAGAGACAUCAACCGUGGUCCCUGUCCUUGAAACCAUGUGCGGGCAUGGUAGUACAAUCGGAGGCUUCCUCUCCGAAUUCCGUGAUUUACUGGCGCUGAUACCCAGUGAGCAUCACCCCCGAAUUGGGAUCUGCAUAGAUACCUGCCACAGCUUUGCCGCUGGCUAUGACCUUGCCUCUCCUGUCGGAUUCCAAUCCUUCUUGAAAGAGUUUGACGACCUGAUCGGAAUCAAACAUCUCCGGGCUCUUCACCUGAAUGAUUCCAAGGCACCACGCGGAAGUAGGCGAGAUCUGCACGCAAAUAUCGGUACGGGCUUCCUUGGCCUGCGUGCCUUUCAUAAUGUGAUGAACGAACCUCGCUUUGAAGACAUUCCGAUGAUUUUAGAAACACCUAUUGAUCGCCCCGAGGGCUCAGUUACGUCUACUUCCAAGACUGUUGCCUCAGCCGGCUGUCGGCAUGACAAUGAUGAAGGCGAUGCAGGGGGUGAGAGUGAAGUCGAGGUAAAGAAGAAAGGGAAGAAAAAGCCCGCGACCGCUAAGCCGGCCAUGGUAUCCGAUCCGGAAAUCUGGGCACGUGAGAUCAAGUUGCUCGAGUCUCUGAUUGGGAUGGACCCUGAGGGAUCCGAAUUCAAGAGUCUAGAGGCGCAGUUGGCCGAAGAAGGACGAGAGAUGCGGGAAAAGCAGCAGGCGCAGUACGAGAAGAAGCUCGAAGCAGAAGAGAAGAAACGAAAUAAGGCCGUGAAGGGUCAGAAGACGCUGGUGGACAUGAUGAAGCCUGCCGCAAAGAAGUCGAAGAAGAAGCAAGAGCUCGCUUCGGACGAUGAGCUUGAGACUUGACUUCCAAAAUAUAAAGCGUUCGAUGUACCACAAUUCUAUCAAUAGGAGCAUCUAAAAUUAUACGGUGCAUACUGCCAAAGACGAGUACUGCUAUAAAUCAUAUUCUAGACACCGUCAACCGAAGCAAUGGUAUCAUCUAAUAGAGAACUAUUCCAGAAUCCACCUCAAGAUGUCCGUGAAUUACACCCCCCAGAGAGACUAAAAACAGUCAAAAAUCCCUCUCAGCCAGCUCUCAGGAACAGGGUAUACAUAGAUAAAGCAAGGAAUGACGGCAC
This is a messenger RNA of Penicilliopsis zonata CBS 506.65, 2092 nucleotides long. RefSeq lists its product as hypothetical. Gene Ontology annotation, molecular function: phosphoric diester hydrolase activity; zinc ion binding; DNA binding. NCBI's taxonomy places the organism in Eukaryota, Fungi, Ascomycota, Eurotiomycetes, Eurotiales, Aspergillaceae. The coding region runs from base 144 to 1817 and encodes 557 amino acids. Gene Ontology annotation, cellular component: mitochondrion; nucleus. The transcript is spliced from 5 exons. The record is from RefSeq and is a predicted model, not a curated record. Gene Ontology annotation, biological process: base-excision repair.